Messenger RNA from Girardinichthys multiradiatus, 3648 nucleotides. RefSeq names its product zinc finger protein 91-like. Gene Ontology annotation, biological process: negative regulation of transcription by RNA polymerase II. The record is from RefSeq and is a predicted model, not a curated record. Lineage: Eukaryota; Metazoa; Chordata; Actinopteri; Cyprinodontiformes; Goodeidae. The coding region runs from base 200 to 1954 and encodes 584 amino acids. Gene Ontology annotation, molecular function: RNA polymerase II cis-regulatory region sequence-specific DNA binding; DNA-binding transcription repressor activity, RNA polymerase II-specific. The transcript is spliced from 6 exons.
UUUCCGCAUGCGCGGCGAGGAGACGCUGGUGGAAACGCGAAUCGACGUAACACCUGCAUUCCCUGCCACGCAACCCCGCCCCUCCAAGCUCCACCGUUGCUGUAGCAUCACUGGUUAGCUUUGAGCUAUUUUGUGCUGUCGGUGGUUGGAACAGGGCUCACAGACCUUAUGUGCAGUGGUAACCGAACCUAAAUCCAGGAUGUGCUCCGUCGUCACAUGUGAUUCAUGGCGUCGCAGAGCGCAACGCUUCAUUCUACCAGAAGACCCAGAGAAGAGACUGGAGUGGGUCCAGUUUCUCUUUGAGGUCAAUGGUCAGAGACUUAAAGAAUCGUCGUGGACUGAUAUCACCGUUUGCAGUGAACACUUCACACGCAACAGUUUCCUCACAGCAGCUGGCACGGCCUUGCUCAAGUUUGAUGCUGUCCCAUCAGUGUAUCAACCUGACGAACCCAAACAGGACACUAUUCUAUCCAAAGAUACUGCUUGUAAACAUGACCAGCUUAAAUCAUGCCAUAGUCCAACUCCAGGAUCUUCAGAAUUAAACAAAGAGGAGUACUCCACUUUAAUAAGCGUCCCUGCAAGCCCAGCCUCAAGCGAGGUUUCUGAAUCUUCAGUGUCUGAUUAUUGUAAGAUGCUGCACAAAAUUGAAAACCUUGACGUUAUCAAGGAAAAAGUCAACCUGCUUCAGAUGAAUAAGAGGUAUGCUGUGAGUGAAAGGCAACUCCUCCAACUGUUCAGUGUUAAGUGCCCUCUGUGUCAAUCUAAAGUAAAAACGGAGAAGGUGGUCCGCGGAGUGCUCUUAGUCCUGAACCAGCAGUGCCUGCAGUGUGACUACAGUAAACAAUGGAAAAAUCUGAACAACAAAAGCAUCACUGAAGCUUCAGAUGAUCAUCAGACAGAAUGCAUGGAAAUAUCUUUAGAGACUGUAUCUACAGAUGGGAAGACAGUAGGGAUCACUGAUAUUGUCCAAAGUGUUGACGAGGAGAUCGAUCGCACGGAGGAAACGGAUGAAUCCAGUGAUCUGGAUGAGGUGGGGGAUUCAGACGACAACUGGGAGCCAGAGGACGAGCCUUUUAGUUUGAAAUCUGAGGAAGAAAGUUCUUGUGAAGAAGCCAGUGAGGUUGCUCUUCUUAAACACCGGGAGCUCUGCACAGAUUGUGGGAUGUUUUUUGAAAUACAAAAGCCUCACACGUGUGAGUAUAAAAUUAAGCCUUUCCCUUGUAACAUCUGUGGGAAGAGGUGUGUCAGUGAGCACGCUUUAACCGUUCACAGCAGAGUACACAAUAUAAACUAUCAGCAUCCUUGCAAAUACUGCCAUGUUGGGUUCAAGACUAAAAUGGACAAAAUCACUCACGAGCAGACCCACUUAACUCAGAAGAGCCCUUAUAAAUGUUCCGACUGUUCUGAGACGUUUGCCACACACAAGGAGCGCAAAGACCACUUUGAAAGUCACACAGAGCAAAGGCAGCUGAAAUGUCCCAUUUGUGGGAUCAAAUUCUUUUCGGCUUUGGCUCUCCAGAGACACUCGAUGGUGCAUACUGGAGAAAAACCGUUCAAAUGUUCGGUGUGCCAGCGAGGCUUCAACCAGUCCGGCCAUCUGAAGUCCCACAUGCGUCUGCACACGGGGGAGAGGCCUUACAAGUGUCAGCACUGCAAUAAAUGCUUUAAUCACAACGUGAGCUUGAAGAGUCACGUCCAGCGUUGCCACACGGCAUCUGGGCAUCAACAGAAGUCAGCAAGACGGAGGGGAUGCGUCGAUGGAGACCCUCUGGAUGAUGGAGGCACGGACCCGAGGAUUGGCAAUGUAGAUGAGGAUCAGGCUGCAGUAAAGGAGAACCAUUGUAGCUCUCCAGAGAUCAAUGUUGGUUGCAUCUGUCCCACACAGUGUGUUGAAGAUCACAGGAACAUCAGAUAUGUGAUGCUACAUGUGAAAAAAAAAUCUUCUUUAGUUUGAUCCCAGAUUCACAGGUUGUUUCUCGGUUCAGCACUGGAUUAAUGGCAUUUUUUAAUGGAAUCAGAAUGGAUGAGUGCACUCCCUGUGCAACUCUUUGAUUUAGUAACUUGUCUGAAAUAAUCUGCUGUACAAACUGAGAACACAUUAAUCCUCGAUUGGCAUCGAUGUCAUUGUUUGUUUCAACGUCUGUGUGAAGAGAUAAAUCCAGAUAUAUCAGAGUGACGCUGAUGAAGAAACUAAUCCCUCAGAUGACGGUGAAGAUGGGAUGAGUUAACGUGGGGAAUGACAGUUUGUGAUGGCUGAGGUAAGCAAAGAAAAAUGAAAGCAAAUGGGUAUAGUUUUCUUUUCAAUGGUCCAUGGUUAAAAGCUGCACAGAGUAUGGAUGUCCUUUUACCAGUGUGUCUAACUACCGGCAAAUGAAAAAGCUGCACCAUUGUGCAAAGUCUGUGAAAAAAAAUAUUGGUUACACAAGAUCCCAAGAGAGACCUGUAUAUGUACUUGUACUUUAAGUUACACAUGCAAGUUUGAUUUCAAUGCCUCAUAGAGCUUUAUCCAUUGCAGUAAUGUUAUAGGGUUGGAUUUCCAAAAUGGAGGCUUGCUCAGACGUCUUUCUGACAUUGCUUUUUGCCUCUAAAGGUAAAAUGUCACUAACAGUUAUUAUAUUUAGACCACAGUUUUUGGACAAUGUAUCAUUAAACAUGGAAGGUGUGGACAGAGGGGGAAGACAUGCAGCAAAGGUCAAUAGGCCAGGAGUCAAACCCGUGACUGCCUGCAUCGAGGACCCAUACAAACAUGGGUCGUGCGUUUUACCCCUGCUGCGCCCAAAUGUUAACAGAUUUGAGCAUUAAACUAUCUUAAACUAAUAUGAUUAGAUCACCCAAAAGAGCUGAAAAUUAUGAUGGAAGGUCUCAUUAGACAUAUUUUUCAUCAAAAAGGUUUUUUCCUCUGCUUCAUUGACAACCAAAGUAGCCUUACAAGUUUUCAGUCAUAUUUUUUCAGUCAUCCUAGUCAUUUUAAUAAUGAAAUUAAACAGAAAUUGUCAAGUUAUUUUAUGUUGGUUUACAAGGUGCACUUCUUAAACAGACACAGUGUAACAAAUGCAUCAUAUUCCAGACCAAGAACAGAGACAUUUGUUGUUUUUCUCGAGGUGGCAAGGGCAAAAAUUCAUUUAUACUUCAAAAGAACUCAAGUGCAGAACUCUUGGGCCCUCAUAGCUUUCUCCCACCGCCACAUUUGUAUAUAAUACCGUAGUUGUGGACACCACACAAGAAAAAAAAAGUUCUGCCCAGAAUGUGUCAACAACAAGCUCCAACAACAGAAUGUCAUUUUGUUUUUGCAGCUCUGGGAGAGACAACCAGUUUCCAUAUUCUUGUAGAGUAUGCUGGUCUUUGGACAUCUAUUUGGGUUUCUACGCAUAAAUCUGUUCACUUACUUUUUGAAAAAUCCGAACAUACCUGUGCAGCGUGGCAACAUUUGAAUUUCAUGGGUUGGAAUUUAAUGAUGGACAAAAUCUCCAGUGCUCUGUUGAGACUUGAAAUCAUACAAACGCAAAUGUGACGAUAGAAGCAAAUAAUCUUACAUGCAUCUGCCCACUGGAGAGGCCUUACAGAUAUCAGCACUGUGACAAAUGAAUCUAUAUCAAUUUAUUACCACAAACCACAGUUUAGAUGUAAAUUAAAGGACGUUUAGAGGGC